AUGGACAAUCAAAAUGCAGAUAGACGCCAUGACCUGUCUCCCGCUGGUGUCGAAGACCCAUACGAAUCUAUCGACCAGCCGGAGCCCUCAGAGAACAUCACCGAUGCGGCUCGAAAGGCACCAGUGCAUCGUGACAACAAUGCCCCUAAUACCGUCACCAUUACUUGUCACCAUAUCCGAAUAGGUGACCUUCUCAUGCUUCAAGACCGACCGUGCCAAGUUAUUCGCAUCUCGACGAGCGCUGCCACGGGCCAGUAUCGCUAUCUUGGUGUUGAUAUCUUUACUAAAAAGCUCUGCGAGGAUUUCUCUUUCAUCUCCAAUCCGGCCCCUAGUGUCGUCGUGCAGACAAUGCCUGGCCCCACGUUCAAACAAUACCGUCUCGUCAAGUUUGAUGAGGGCCAGAUUGUAGCGAAGAGCGAGACAGGUGAGAUUAAGCAUGGCCUGUCCGUAAUUGAUCAAGCAGACCUUUACUCUCGCAUUCUCGAAGCUUUCGAUUCUGACCGUGGAUCCGUCCGCCUACUCGUUAUCAACGAUAAUGGUCGUGAGCUUAUUUUUAACAUGAAGGUUGUUCACGGAUCAAGACUCGGAUAUAUGGCACCGGAAGAGGGAUUAGAAAAAGCAGUUCGCGAGAACAACCGCGAUAACGUUGAAGAGGCCCUGAGGUUGGGGGCAAAUAUUAACGCGUUGGACAGCAGGGGGCGGACAGCCCUGUUUGCUGCCCUCGAAGCUCACAAUAGUGAGAUGAUUAGCCUUCUGCUAGAGCAUAAGAUCAAUCUUGGGGUAUCGGAUAAUCUCGGAAAGACCGUGCUGGAUAGAUUGCAAAGAAGCUCUAUGAGACGUCGACCAGUUCAGGUAGCUUCCAUGCACCACACACACUAG
Messenger RNA from Fusarium pseudograminearum CS3096, 879 nucleotides. RefSeq lists its product as uncharacterized. The transcript has 2 exons. Lineage: Eukaryota; Fungi; Ascomycota; Sordariomycetes; Hypocreales; Nectriaceae. Gene Ontology annotation, molecular function: protein binding; RNA binding; translation elongation factor activity. The record is from RefSeq and is a predicted model, not a curated record. The coding region runs from base 1 to 879 and encodes 292 amino acids. Gene Ontology annotation, biological process: positive regulation of translational elongation.